UCGCCAAGAUCCUUCUGUCUGCUGAAUAAAGCCAGCCGCUACCAGUCUACCAGUCGCAGUAGAGAGCGUCACCAUCCCUCCAAGCUCCAUCGAAAUCUCUGCGAAACCAUGUCUCGAUCUUCGCAUCCUUAAACCCUAAAAGCGCCAUGGCUCCCCUCACCCUCCUCCUCAUCUUCCUCUCCUCCUUCACCGCCUCCUCCUCCGCCGCUGGCGAGUACCCUACCGACCUCUUCUUCUCCGGGUUCCGCCGCGCCGCCGCCGCCGGCAACAUCACCCUCAGCGGCAUCGCCGAGAUCGACGGCCGCGGCGUCCUCCGGCUCACCAAUGAGACGGGCCGCCUGAUGGGCCACGCCUUCUACCCCUCCCCGGUCCGGUUCAAGAGCUCCCCGGGCGGCGGCGUCUCCUCCUUCUCCACCUCCUUCGUCUUCGCCGUCGUCCCCGAGUACCCGAAGCUCGGCGGCCACGGGCUCGCCUUCGUCGCCUCCGCCGCCAGGGACCUCCGUGCCCUGCCCAGCCAGUACCUGGGCCUCCUCAACGCCGGCGACGUGGGCAACUUCUCCAACCACCUCUUCGCCGUCGAGCUCGACACCGUCCAGGACUUCGAGUUCGGCGACAUCAACGACAACCACAUCGGGAUCGACAUCAACAGCCUGGUUUCCAACGCCUCCGCCGCGGCGGCCUAUUAUGCCGCCGGCGAAAACUCGACCAAGCUAGAUCUGAAUCUGAAGUCUGGGAAGGCGCUUCAGGCGUGGAUUGAUUACGAUUCGGGCGAGAAGGUGAUCAACGUGACGAUUGCUCCUAGUUCAGUGAAACCCACGAAGCCAAUCCUAUCCUACAAAGUGGAUUUGUCGCCGAUUUUCCGCGAAUUCAUGUAUGUCGGAUUCUCUGCUUCGACUGGCCUGCUCGCGAGCUCUCAUUACGUGAUGGGUUGGAGUUUUCGCAUCGAUGGGGCGGCGAGAGCUCUCGAGAUUUCGUCUCUGCCUCCGUUACCGGGCGCAAGGAAGAAGCAUCCCCCCAGCACAGCUCUAGCCAUAGGAAUCUCGGUGUUAUGCGUCGUUCUUGCAGGGUCUGCGGUUUUUCUAGUGGUCUUGAUCGUCCGGAGGAUCAAGAACGCCGAUGUGGUCGAGGAAUGGGAGCUCGAGAUCGGUCCCCACCGGUUCUCCUACCAAGAACUCAAGAAGGCCACCAAUGGGUUCAAGGAGAAGGAGCUUCUUGGGCAAGGCGGGUUCGGCAAAGUGUACAGGGGGACCUUGCCGAACUCCAAGAUUCAGGUCGCAGUGAAGCGGAUCUCGCACGAGUCGAAGCAGGGCCUCCGCGAGUUCGUGUCGGAGAUCUCGAGCAUCGGGCGGCUCCGCCACCGGAACCUCGUGCAGCUCGUGGGCUGGUGCCGAAAGAGGGGCGACCUCCUGCUGGUGUACGAGUACAUGGCCAACGGGAGCCUGGACAAGUACCUGUUCGACGGGCCUCAGGUCACUCUAGACUGGGAACAGAGGAUUCACGUCGUGAAGGGCGUGGCUUCCGGGCUCCUUUACUUGCACGAGGGGUACGAGCAGUCGGUCAUCCACAGGGACGUCAAGGCCAGCAACGUCCUGCUGGACGACGAACUGAACGGGAGGCUCGGCGACUUCGGGCUCGCCAGGCUGUAUGAUCACGGGUCGAACCCAGGCACGACCCGGGUGGUGGGCACGCUGGGGUACCUGGCCCCAGAGACGCCAAGGACCGGGAAGGCGAGCAUGAGCUCGGACGUGUUUGCCUUCGGGGCGUUCUUGCUGGAGGUGGCGUGUGGGCGCCGGCCGAUCGAACACGAGGCCGGGCCGGAGGAGCUGGUCCUGGUGGAUUUGGUGUGGGAGAGGUACAAAGAAGGGAGGGUCCUUGAUCUGGUGGAUCCUAAAUUGAAGGGAGAGUUCAACGAGGGCGAGGUGAUGGCGGUGUUGAAAUUGGGGCUGCUGUGUUCGAAUUGCAACCCGAUGGAGAGGCCUACGAUGAGGCAUGUGGUGAGGUGCUUGGACGGGGAGCUCGACGUGCCAGAGGUGGCGACUGCGCCAAGCGGCUUCGAUUGCACGAGGGCGGGCGAAGGAUCCAGGUUCGAGGACUUCCGGCUCUCCUUCCCUUCCUCCUGCUUCGACAAGAGGAGCUCGUCCUCCUUUGUGGCGAACCGGGACAACAGUUUCGCAUCGCUUUCGACUUCCCCUAUCUCGAUCCUCACCGGUAGAGGUGAUAGCGGGUAGCGACGUUUGCAUUCGUUUGCUCCUCUCUCUUUUCCCUUCUUCUGCUUGACCGAUUGAUUUUUAUUCUUGUUCUAAGAUACGGAUUUGUACCAAAAAUGUACCAUACGUUCAUGGUUUUCUCUUUUUCA
Messenger RNA from Eucalyptus grandis, 2356 nucleotides. RefSeq names its product L-type lectin-domain containing receptor kinase S.4. The record is from RefSeq and is a predicted model, not a curated record. Gene Ontology annotation, cellular component: plasma membrane. Gene Ontology annotation, biological process: protein phosphorylation. The transcript has a single exon. The coding region runs from base 147 to 2228 and encodes 693 amino acids. Gene Ontology annotation, molecular function: carbohydrate binding; protein kinase activity; ATP binding. Lineage: Eukaryota; Viridiplantae; Streptophyta; Magnoliopsida; Myrtales; Myrtaceae.